AUGGCGACCUCGAGCACAUCUACAUAUUUUGAAGAUCUGCCCAUCGAGCUUCGUUGUCCUAUUAUGAAGUCGGCUUGUUUCGAGCAACGAAAUAUCGAUGUAUCAUUGCGUACACUCGAAAUUGUCGCGACCUUGGGAGGACCUGAGUCGGUGACUGCUUACGCUGCAGGUUCACUGAUUACCUACACUAAACCUCCACCGGUCCUACAUGUUAACAAAGAGUUUAGGGCCGAAGCCCUCAAAUAUUAUAGCCUUGUAGACUUUUCAUGUCCAAGAUAUAGCGGUGCACUAAAGGGAUCUCAGUUCUAUAUCAAUUGGAAGACAGAUAGAUUGUGUUUCAGCUCAAUGAUUGAUUUGAUGGCUCGUGAACGAGGCUGGUAUGGCCCAGGAUUAUCUCUGGCUGCCAACAAAGUACGCAAAAUAUGUCUGAAAAAUGGCCUGAAAAAUUUGGGCUGGAAUAUAGCAGACAUUGAAAGUUUAAGGAUAGUAGAAAACUAUAGAUUAAGCGCACAUCAAUCGACGGAAGUGAUGCGUACACUUCCCUGGAGUCAUCUGAUUGACGAAUUUGUUAUCUUCUACAAUAAAGGGACGGAUAAUUCCAAUUCUAGAGGAGAAAUUGUUAAAUUUGGUUCGGCACCUUUAAUUUUAAGUGGAAACAAAACAUGGCUUGAUGGUAUACAUUUCAAUACAGCGAGGAACAACUUCCAGACGGGAAACGUUACGCAAGGUGCCGGUGCAUUCUUCAUUGAUCAUCUCGAUGAUCUUGAUUGGCGAUGGUGGUAUGAUCAUGAGCUUUUGGGUCAAGAAACGACAAUGCGUGCUUUCGAGCAGGGGCGAGAGGCAAGAAAAGCUGUGAAUCGAGUGCGUCUUCUUUAUAACGUUGAGAGAGUGGAGCCGCGACAAUUUGAGCCGUCGGUUAUAGUCCAGAUUCCUAGAUUACCUCCCUGCCUGAUGGGGUCAGAGCCCCCAUCCUGA
Messenger RNA from Botrytis porri, 975 nucleotides. RefSeq lists its product as uncharacterized. The transcript has a single exon. The record is from RefSeq and is a predicted model, not a curated record. The coding region runs from base 1 to 975 and encodes 324 amino acids. Lineage: Eukaryota; Fungi; Ascomycota; Leotiomycetes; Helotiales; Sclerotiniaceae.